Molecule: messenger RNA, 838 nt
Organism: Rubroshorea leprosula
Lineage: Eukaryota; Viridiplantae; Streptophyta; Magnoliopsida; Malvales; Dipterocarpaceae
Source: the annotation of a GenBank genome assembly
CUGCGUCUUUAUGACUUAAACCCUAAUUAGGAGGCCUCCCUGUCUUCUAUCUGCUGAAAAACCCUAGGCAGCUCGCCCACCUCCGCUCCCGUCUUCUCAACGAAAAUGACUCAAGAAGCCGUGAACCCGAAAGCGUACCCCCUUGCGGAUGCGCAGCUGACAAUGACGAUUUUGGAUCUUGUUCAACAGGCUGCCAACUAUAAGCAGCUUAAAAAGGGUGCCAACGAAGCAACCAAAACCUUAAACAGGGGGAUUUCUGAAUUUAUUGUGAUGGCUGCGGAUACCGAGCCUCUUGAGAUUUUGCUACAUCUCCCUCUGCUUGCGGAAGAUAAGAAUGUGCCCUAUGUAUUUGUCCCAUCAAAGCAAGCACUUGGCCGAGCAUGUGGUGUCACUAGGCCUGUAAUUGCUUGUUCUGUGACUACGAAUGAGGGAAGCCAGAUGAAAACCCAAAUACAACAACUCAAGGAUGCAAUUGAGAAGCUCAUGAUCUAAAAGCUUUGUGAAACUUGGUACUCGGUGUGAUAGGCCUCUUGGAUUGUGGUGGCCGCUCCUCUAGGCUUUGACUGAUGAAGUUGUGCUACUAGCCAAGCUUAAUGUUUGAUGUUUAUUACUGUUAUUGUGUCAUAUGUUGGUUUAGUUUGCAAGCUGAGAAAGAAACUCCUUGAAUCCCUGUUUUACUAGGACUCAGUUUUGAAUGAUGCCAUAUAACUUCUUGUUUGAGCUUGUUUAAUUUGUUUUCUUUAAUUUGAUGGAUUCAGCCUUACAAAAGGUGUUUUUACUUUUUAAUCAUGGAGUAGCUUGAUGGUUCUGGUUCUUUAGGUUGGACUUAAUCAUCCUG